CUGACCGACACGAUGGAGAACAGUUACUUCCCACUCCGCCGCUUACCCCCACAAGCCACUCGGAAUCCACGUUGUCCUACCCACUAGCCAGUUUCGUGUCUCCCAACUCGGUUCUCCUACCACCGAUAUCUCCACUCCCGUUACCCGUGGUUGCAAGGUCGACGUAUUCUGCUUUCCUGCCAGCCGGGUGUUGUGGCCAUACUCCGAGUUGUUCACCAUAUCCACCCCGCACAGCUAACAUGCUGGAUGUCCAGAACACGUCCACUAAAAAAACGAAGAGAUUUGACUUUGCACACCUCGCUGAAUCUGUUACUUUUCAGGAUAAGCCAGAACCCGUGACUUCCAACAGCGGUGCCCCAGUAACGCCAACAGCCACCCCCCAUGUUGCAUUAUCAAACUUUUCUGGUGACCCUGGUCAUCGAUUUCCAUUUUCUGGUGACUCCGGUCAUCCAUUUCCAUUUAUUUUCAGUCCUAUCUAUCCCUCAACAAUUCGUCCAGGAUUUUUUGGAAAGACGAAUGAUGGGACAAUGUUAGACAGACAGGUGUCCUCCCGUCCAAAGAAAGAGUUCAUCUGUAAAUACUGUGAGCGUCGCUUCACCAAGUCCUACAACUUGUUAAUCCACGUGAGAACACACACAGACGAACGACCUUACACAUGUGACAUCUGUCAAAAGGCUUUCCGGAGACAAGAUCAUCUGCGGGAUCACAG
Molecule: messenger RNA, 709 nt
Organism: Limulus polyphemus (Atlantic horseshoe crab)
Lineage: Eukaryota; Metazoa; Arthropoda; Merostomata; Xiphosura; Limulidae
Product: protein odd-skipped-related 2-like
Exons: 1
Biological process (GO): embryo development; regulation of transcription by RNA polymerase II
Cellular component (GO): nucleus
Molecular function (GO): RNA polymerase II transcription regulatory region sequence-specific DNA binding; DNA-binding transcription factor activity, RNA polymerase II-specific
Source: RefSeq, a predicted model, not a curated record